Molecule: messenger RNA, 4930 nt
Organism: Crotalus tigris (Tiger rattlesnake)
Lineage: Eukaryota; Metazoa; Chordata; Lepidosauria; Squamata; Viperidae
Gene: TCTN3
Product: tectonic family member 3
Exons: 14
Coding region: 13-1848 (611 amino acids)
Biological process (GO): cilium assembly; smoothened signaling pathway
Source: RefSeq, a predicted model, not a curated record
AGCAACGCAGAAAUGCCCUUAUUAUGGCAGCGUGGCGGCUUCUUAUUCCCAUUGCUGCUCUUGCUGUCGGAGUUGUGGUCGAAGACCGAGACUGACAACGUCACUCUAAAAGCAGAAAACUCCACGGAUGAAACGUCCCCCACUGGGACGCCCCCCAGCGAAACGUCCCUCCCCGGGACCUCCCCCAGCGAGACUUCCCCCAGCGAGACCUCCCCCAGCAAGACUUCCCCCAGCAAGACUCCCCACAUGCAGACAAAAGAAAGUGCUGACUGCCCCUGUGAUCUUCAUCCAGGCUUCUGCGACAUCAAUUGCUGUUGUGAUUCACACUGUGGUUCAGAAUGCAACCUUGGUGCCCCUGGGUGUCCCUUCUCUUUCUGCCUCCCAGGCAGUACCAGAGCUGUGAGUCGGGUGUGCUUGGAAAAGUCCCUGAUUUUCCGAAAUAAUACUCCCUUCCAUACUGAAAUCCUUCCAGGUCCUGAUGGAUGGAUAUUACUCUUCUGUGUACAGUUAAAUGAUUCCACACUGAACUAUUUACAAGUGCCACAGAUGGUGACAAAAGUAAAUUUUCCAAUACUUUCAGCACAAUAUGGAAAAUCAUCUUUCAUCCUUCCAGAACAAGUUUGGUCUUCUUCGUCUGCCUUUUAUCAAGUGGGGGAUCCAAUUCAGAUUUAUUAUGCUGCAUCAUCUACACUAAGUGUGCUUAAGCAACCUGUGGGCAUUGGAACCAGUCAGAUUUGCACUGAUGAGAAUCCUGCAGGUUUCCUGGAAAGUAAAACUACCAGCUGUAUUAGGAUCUUUACAGACCUGAUAAGAAGUUGUACCUCUGAUCCUGCAUUGGAUGCAGCUUCAUAUUAUCGUAACUUCAGUAUAUUACAGGUUCCAGUCAAUUUUAGUGAUUUCCAGCUCUUCAAGGUCCACAUUAUCCCACGUUCGGAGCCUGCAGCUCCUGGGCUGAAUGGUAAUACAUGCCACAAUGUUGUUUCUGAGGUGAAUUAUGAGAUGGAGUUUAAUGGGAACCAUGGAAUCCAAAAGGUUUACGUUCAGUUCAAGUUGACCAAUAUAUCAGGAAAUGCAGGAGUCACAUUACAACAAAGUUUUUCGCUGCAUUUUGGGAGCAGAAGACCUUCUUUGACCAAACGAAGAAGUGGAAAUCCUGGCUAUAUCACAGGAGCACCACUAAGAGCUUUAUAUAAUGGGAUCCAGCAACAUGUGACCAUUUUACAAAACCAAGCUAAUGGUCAGUGCUCAGCAACUGAGAGAUUUACAGUACAAUUUGGGGAGAAUGUAAGAAUGGGCUGCCAGUUCAGCAGCUUGAUCUUUCACAGAAUACCCUUCACACCUGAGGAAAGAAGUUGUAGUGACUUGCAGGAGCUAUUUUACCAAGCCUUUGAAGGAGGACUCAGCACAGGGCAUUUGGCCAUAAUUGGCAGUGCUGAUCCAGGCCAUCCAGAGCAAUGGACCAGAGUUUUUACCCAGAGGUGUAAGUUGCAGGAUGGGCAUUGUAUGAUUCCUAUUUUCCUGAAGAUUCAGGUGAUAUGGGCUAAUGUGGGCCUCUUAUCUAAUCCACAAGCUCAAGUGUUGGGUGCACGAUACUAUUAUCUCUGCCAGCCUCUGAAGUCUCUGGGUAUACAUAUGAACAUGUUGCCUUUGACAAGUACAGUUACCUUCACAGAUGUUACCAAAUGGCCAGAGUCACCACAUGGUCAACCUGACAUUUAUAGCAAACUUCCAUUUGAUUUCUUCUUCCCUUUUAAAAUGGCAUUGAAUGAAGCUGUGAAUGGUUCGUGCAACAUAUUGGACACUUUGCUGAUGUCUUUAAUGCUUUGUGGAAUAUUCGUGAGCUUCUAAUACAGAAAAAGAAUAACAGUUCAUGUAACAUGGAAUCAAAAAUGGUUGCAUGACGAGUGAUAGAGUGUUUAAGAGAAUGGCUAAUUUUCUUCCUAAAAUCCUAAAGGAGGGUGUUCUGCAACAUUGAUGUGUCAGAUAAUUAAGAUGCAUUUCAACCAGUCUCAAGGUUGCAUGGAUGGUUCUGUGGACAUAUUGUAAAGCCAAUAGUCCAUAAUGAGUUGAUUAUAUGCAUGCUAUGCAUAAAAUUUAAUGCUUAGCCCUGACAGCAAUUGUUCCAUAAGUGAUUGCUGUUUCUGUUUAUGGAUGGGCUGUGUGUGAGAGGCUUUCUAUCAGCCUGGAUAAUGUAAAAGUGGGGGUCCAAAGUGAUACUGAUGGGUACUUUUUGAGUUCUGAAACUUCUGAAUUUCUGUCUUCUGUGCAACCCCUUGCCUUUUUUCUGCCCAAAGGUGUGUUAGUUUGAACCAGGCAUCUUCAGAUUUCAAGUGACAAAAAUUGCUUAAUCAUGGACUCUUAGUAUCUUUUUUCAAGAUGAACUAUAUCAAAAGUAUGAAGAAUCCUGUAAUUUUUAGUAUACCUUUUUCCUGUUAGUAUGAUUGAGAUAUUUGAUAAAUUACAAUUCAGUAAUUAACACAAAUACUUAGGUUCAUAGGUGUUAUAUAACAGCUAAUCUUUUAUUAAACAAUGUUUAUGCUUUGUUGCUGUGACUGUUUAGAAUACUAGUUCUUCAUUCACAGGAUGUUCCAGUCUUUCCUAAAAGAGUGAACCUAAAACAUGAAAAGCCAUAAUAAAAAACUGUAUAAGUGCCUUAAUGCCAGAAUCUCUCUUUAAAUUGAAGAGAUUUAAUGAAUAUGAUUUCAUUAAAAUAAUAUAUAAUAUAUAUUGGUAAGAACUGGGAAUUUAAUGAGUGUUGUAACCUAUGAAGUUUUCCAUUCUCAUGUUUUAAUGUUUUAAUUAUCAAUCAUAAUGUUGUGUAAAGCUAUAUUUGUAAAUAUAUGCUUUGCAAUGGUGCUACAUAGUGGAUGUGACAAAUUAUAUCAUUGAUGGUUGUAGUUUCCUAUAGAUUAAAAAUUCUAGCAUGCUUUUUUCAGUAAUUAUACUUUGAAUUUGCUCAAGCAAUUGAACUAAUUGAAUUUUUAUAAAUGAUGGUUAGCAUUUCACAGCCAUACACCAUAACACAAUAUUUUAAACUAUAGAGGUCUUUAAAUCUUUUGCUACCAAAUUCCUUUUAUACUAAAUCCACAUGAAUGAAUGAUCAAUCUCCUUGAGAAACAAGGGAUAUUAUCAGGGACUAAAUCAGAAUGAACUCCUUUCUACAUUAGAUUUGCUUAACUUUAGAUAUUCAGUAUUUCAGUAAUGGAUCCCUAUGGUUCUAUAGAUCCUUUAAGAUAAUAAAAAAAAUAGGUUUGAGCUAAUUUCAGAAGAGGAAUGAAUAAAAUAAGCAUUUUAAACUGUUACUAGUCUUAUCAAAACAUGCAUAUGUAGGAGAAUAGAUACUGAAUUACCUCCCCAUAUCAAACCUGUUUUGAUGAAAGAAAAUAUGAAUUGGAAAAGAUUUCAGAGAUUUAGGGCAAAAGAACUUCAUGUUGCAUGUACAAAAAUAUGAUCAAAUAAAAUUGGAUUUAAUCUUUUUUUGUAUUUUAAUUAUGUAUUCCCAUGUACAUAUUAUUCAGUUUUUUUGCUUGAAAAAGUUCAUAAUAUAGCCAUGAUGAUCAGCUAGAAAGAGAAUGCUUUUCAAACCUCCAGCUAACAUUUCAGAAUCUUUUCUAAUCCUAUAGUAGAAAAAUACAAUGACCUUCUACCUUGUCAACUCUAAAAUAAGGACAUUGUAUAAAAAAUUAGUUUCAGAGUCCAAAUAGGAGAGUUAGCAAUUUAUGACUUUCUAGUUGGAAUGCAAUAAGAUAAUGCUUGGCCAAAAGCCUGGCUUCAGUUUUCAAAACACAGAAGGGUUGUAAGUAUUGCUGGAGUACUUGUUCUCAGCAACUGUGUUCAAACAUGUUUGCAUUUUCACAACAUGCCCAAAGAAAUCACAUUACACUUAAAUGAUGCUCUUAUUUUCAACACUGUGUGCUGUGCUUGCUUUGUCUUAGCCAUUGUAAUUUGGUGUAAUUCAUGGGUUUAGCAUAUUAUUCAAAUGCAACAGAAAUGUAUGUAAAUAGGCUGCUUUCCCAAAUGGUAAGAAACUAAGGCAGUUUCUCUUGAACAUGUAUGCACCAACUAUUUCUUUCACGAAACUUCAUUGAGCAUACAGUAUUAUAAAUACUGUGCAUAGCCCAUAUCUAAUUUCAAACCCAAUUUUUGGGGAUGCUUGUGUGAAAGGUUCCACCUUCUUGCAAAGAUAUUGACGCCUAUUUGCAUAAUCAUACUUAGUGUAUUUCAAUUCUUUUCUUCAUAUACAAUCUUUUCUUAAGUCAAAGGAUUGAUCAAGAGUGUAGAAUAUUACUUCAUUAUUAAAGCUUAUAAAGGUUUAACUGUUUUGGAUUAUAUGUGCCUAUAAAGGUAAGUUGCUAUGAGCUUCCAUCAAGGAAAAUAAAAAUAAAAUAUCACUGUGUAGCACCAUUAGAAAGAUUAUAAAAUAGGAAACACCUUAUUUCAGCAUGUAUGAAUUUUAUUCUAAGAUGUGGAAGUGAAAAGUGAAAUUUCACAAUUAGGUAAAUUGAUGGAAUUUUCUGCUGUUAAAAUUAUUUUUUCUACUUAUAUAUGUUUUUUUUCCUAUGUUUUCUUAGGGUGUUCAGUACAGCACCCAGAGUUAGGUCCUUCUCGUGUGUGGGGGUGUGCAUUAUGGUUCAAGAUUGUAUCACCAAAUUACAUAUCUGAUAACAUGGCAAUGUAAGUUUUUUUAACAUUGCCCAAUGAAAGCAAUAAAAUCUUUAUUACAACAUUUUAGUAUGUACAAAAAGUGUAAGUUGAAUUGGAAUUUUAACCUGUAUUUUAAUAACUGUUUUAGAUUUUAGAAACUAUUUUUUAAACAAUUGGAUUGAAAUGUCAGUUUAAGGUGAUUUGAUUAUCGGGGCUGAUGAAAAUAAUUUGUUAAUUGGUCUGCACUUUUGUAAGAGUUUAAUUAAAGUAUUUUUUUAAAAAACUA